AUGCAUAUAGCUGUGCAAUUACUGAUAGCUAUUAUUAUAUCAGAAUUCAUCGCUGUUAUUCCACAGGAUGUCGUUCAAUCGCUUAUCGAGAGCGUUUACAACUUUACUUUGAAUAGAUCGCUACUUAACAAGCAGGGUAAACUGAAGCAGGAUAUUAUGAACACAAAGAAGCAGCUUAACAGCACUUCCUCCCAAGACGAAUUCUCUAAAUGGGCUAAAUUGAAGCGUAAUCAUGAUAAACUGCUCAAGCAGCACGAGGAUACCAAGCAAGAAAACAGCAAAGCUCAGAUGAUUAUAAAACCACUCGUUAAAGUCGUCAUGUUCGCUUUACCUUCUGUAUUACAAUUUGGGGUGACUAUUGCUAACGGUAAACGCUCAAUCAUUCACCUCCCACCACACAACUGGUUUGGCAGCGCACUCACCUUGUUAUUUAGCUUGCCAUUCAGCCCGAGAGGAACUAUCUCUGCUAGCAUAUAUGGUAUGGUUGUGAAGAGAGUAGUGAAGCUAUUUAGGCAGUUCAUACAAGAUCUCGGUACAAUCAUCUUUGGCGUGAAGAACUCUCAAGCCUCAGCUGCUAGGAGGGAUGACUCUAAGCAGGAUAAGCAGGAAAAUAGCUCAGUGCACACAGCACAACCGGUUAAAACACAAUAA
Molecule: messenger RNA, 651 nt
Organism: Wallemia ichthyophaga EXF-994
Lineage: Eukaryota; Fungi; Basidiomycota; Wallemiomycetes; Wallemiales; Wallemiaceae
Product: Protein GET1
Exons: 2
Coding region: 1-651 (216 amino acids)
Biological process (GO): tail-anchored membrane protein insertion into ER membrane
Source: RefSeq, a predicted model, not a curated record